GGCGCGGCGGCCGUGACGAGGCGCUCCCGGCGCUGAGCGCUUCUGCUCGGGGCUCGCAUGGCGCCCGCGCACGGAGUCUGACCUGAUGCGGACGCAGCGGGGUUACUAUGAACGCCCCUGUCGGUGGAACCUGGCUCUGGCUCCCUCUGCUCCUGGCCUGGCUCGCCCCCGGGGUCGGCGCCUCGUGGUGGUACAUGAGAGCUACAGGCGGCUCCUCCAGGGUGAUGUGUGACAAUGUGCCAGGCCUGGUGAGCCGCCAGCGCCAGCUGUGCCACCGACACCCGGACGUGAUGCGUGCCAUUGGGCUGGGCGUGGCCGAGUGGACAGCAGAGUGCCAGCACCAGUUCCGCCAGCACCGCUGGAACUGCAACACGCUGGACAGGGAUCACAGCCUCUUUGGCAGGGUCCUGCUCCGAAGUAGUCGGGAAUCUGCCUUUGUUUACGCCGUCUCCUCAGCUGGAGUUGUGUUUGCCAUCACCAGGGCCUGUAGCCAAGGAGAGUUAAAAUCCUGUUCCUGUGAUCCAAAGAAGAAGGGAACCGCCAAGGACAGCAAGGGCAGUUUCGACUGGGGUGGCUGCAGCGAUAACAUUGACUAUGGGAUCAAAUUUGCCCGAGCCUUCGUGGAUGCCAAGGAAAGGAAGGGAAAGGAUGCCAGAGCCCUGAUGAACCUUCACAACAACAGAGCCGGCCGGAAGGCGGUGAAGCGGUUCUUGAAGCAGGAAUGCAAGUGUCACGGCGUGAGUGGCUCGUGUACGCUGAGGACAUGCUGGCUGGCCAUGGCGGACUUCAGAAAAACGGGCGAUUAUCUCUGGAGGAAGUACAACGGGGCCAUCCAGGUCGUCAUGAACCAGGAUGGCACGGGGUUCACGGUGGCUAACAAGAGGUUCAAGAAGCCAACCAAAAAUGACCUCGUGUAUUUCGAGAAUUCUCCAGACUAUUGUAUCAGGGACCGAGACGCAGGCUCCCCGGGGACGGCGGGCCGCGUGUGCAACCUGACUUCCCGCGGCAUGGACAGCUGCGAGGUCAUGUGCUGCGGGAGAGGCUACGACACGUCCCGCGUCACGCGGAUGACCAAGUGCGAGUGUAAGUUCCACUGGUGCUGCGCCGUGCGCUGUCAGGACUGCCUGGAGGCCCUAGACGUGCACACGUGCAAGGCCCCCACGAGCGCCGACUGGGCGGCUCCCACAUGACCUGGGCGGAGGCCCCACCGCCGCCCUCCCUCCCUCCCUCCCACAAGGACUCCUCUGGAUCUGCAAGGACACGGCGCCUCUGGGUUUUCUGGGGGAGACUUGUCCUAAGGCACGUGACCUUUGUCUCGACAGAAGCCCCCCACCCCCGGGGGCCCCGGGCCUGGGGCCACGUGCUGCCCAUAAAGAUGCCUUCCCCUCCCCGGCUUCUGGCCCCCGGUGCACCCCUCCUCCUGGUCAGCACUGCCACGCGGGGCAGGGGCAUGGAGGGGCCUGAACCCCAUCGCCACCCGCCUGGACGUUCCCUCCUCUAGAGCAGUCGACCAGAGGGGGAAGAGCGUCCCGAAGGAGCUUUUCCUGGGUCUCACAAUAAAUGCUCGCAGUUCAGAAAUUCUGCACUUCUCUCUGGAGGGUGAAGACAGCAGGACCAGCUGCCACUAAAUUAACUUUAAAUCUCAAGAAGACCAAGCAAGGCUCUUGCCUGAUCAAGUGAUUUUUUUUUUUCACAGCCCUCCCUCCCCACCCCAACCCCCCACCCCCAGGGGCAGCUGGUAACGCCUGGAGAAGGAUGGCUUUCAAUGAACUUGAGGUUUAACACACAUAUUUUUCAAGGCAUUUAUUGUCGUAUUAAAAUCUGAUGUGACAGGAUGGGACUGUUGUCCUUUGGUACAGUUUGGAGUCCCUACGAUAGCAAGAGCCUCAGAAAGUGAUUGCUUUGCCUUACUGUGCCCCCUUGAUAUCAAGCUUUAGGGAGUGAGACUUCCUUCUUACUUAGGACCUGAAGGGAAUUUAAAAGAAGAUUGAUCGUCUGGCAGGAUAAGGUACCUAUUGGGGCAAGGAGGGGGCAAUGGAGGAAAAUAAGUUAGUGGAAUAUCAGAAGACGUGCCUGUACAGAUGAGGUACAAAGGGGGGCAAUACAAUUCAUAUCUGGUAUGACGCACGCGGCCCAUGGAGUUUUGCAGUUGAAGUGGCUUUGAGAAAGCAAACGUUUCGGAUGACACGACCGGGGACCCAGCAGCCUGGGCGGCCUCCACCGUAAGCAGGCGCCCAGCACGUGUUGGCCGCGUGUGCCGAGGAGCCCCCGCUCGUACCCAUUGCCCUUCGAGCACGUUUCAAAGAGCUGUCACGUUGAACUGUGCUCAUCCGGGGCUGACGAGGUGACAGGAUGCCCUAGCCCUUGCAAAUGACACACAGCCUUGCUUGGAGAGUUGGCAACCCGAGUGUAUCAUGUUACAAACAAAUCGUCAUUUGGAGGCUGUAUUUAAGGGGCCCGGCGGUGAUUACGGUGAUUACGGGCCCAGAGGUGACGUCCAGGGGAGGUGGAGAGGCUGCCGUAAGCGAAAGAAGGACAAAAUAACCGAAGAUACUUCUCACCCCGUCCCCCGGUUCAAUUAGGCUCUGCUUCUCCAUGUGGCCUCUUCCCAUUUAUUCAUGGGAUGCUUCCUUCUGUGCCUCUGGUGACCAGUGGCUGACGCUCGUUCGGGGACAGCCUGCCUCAGUUCCUCUGUCCUUGCUCUGCAGCAGGGCGACUACGCCGACCUUCUCUGACAGCUGCCCGCUGGAGUUCUUGGUCAUCACUGAUGCUCACCUCCUCGCCCUCAUAAAAAUGGCAGAUUUCAUCCCCUUCCCUUCACUCCCAAAUCCUCCAAUUUUUAAUCUGAUUUUUCCAAAGUAGCUCUUUCAUCUUUUUGAGUCUAUAGAUUCAGAGGGUGGGAACAGCGGAGCGGGACACAGUGGCCCUGAGCUCCGCGUGGGCCUUCGGGGGCAAGGGGGCGGCCAGCAGGUGAGCCGUCCUGGUUACGUGGAAGCUGCCUGUGGACGCCUCUGGGGGAUGCAGGAGCUCGCACGGUGGUCCCCAAGCCACCUGCUUGCCCUCCUACCUGCUGGAUGUGCUAUGACAUCAUAAAUCUGCGGGUGUCUCUAGAAAUGGAAAGGAUCGAAGAGGGCAUCUUGGCUCCCUUCCGUGUGCAUCUGGGGAAAGCGGAGGCCAAGAGGGGCAGAGGUCCCUGCAGUUAUCUGGCAUCGCCCCCAAGUUCCAUCGUCAGCAGAGGAGUCGGGAAAGCCAAGCACUUUAUCUGGUUUGUCUCAGAGUUAACCCAAGCAGAUUCUAAGUAGCUUUAGCUUCCAAAGGAGAUGGUCAUUAUUUCUUUUAAUUCCUGGGAUGUUUUGAUCUGACUUUCAUGCUGAGAGGCAUAAGGGGCAAGGGCACGAGGCAUAUCCCUGCAGAAACCCACGAAGGAGACUGUGGGAGACCAUGACAGCCUGCUCAAGUGCCAGUGGCUGUGGCCGUUAGGGAGGGUGUAAUCACAGAGUGAAGUAUUUUUAUCUGCUUUUACUUCUGAAAGAGGAAAUCUCCACUAUUUGAAAAAAUAAAAAAUUAAAAAACAGGUGAAGACCACUUCAAACUUAUUUUCUUUAGGGUUUGGUUGAGGAUCAGCGUUCCAUAAUUCUAAGAUCCACGAGACUCUGGAUACCUGAAGUCCGUAAGGGAAUGUUACAGCACAAUUUACGCCAAACAAAAUGAAAGAAUCCAUUCGGUUCAGAUCCCCUACAAAUUCCCUCUCAAUGAAAAUCUUAUGAUAAAACCAAGCUUUCUAGGCCCACAAGGAUGCCCAUUAAGGUUCUGCAAUAGCUGAAAGAGUUCGGACACAAUACGAGAUCUUGACUUAGUAGAGCUUUCUAUGAUAAAGACGUAAUCUGCACGUGACUCUGAGUCUCAGCCAGCGAGUUGUCUUCUCGGUCAGUUGGCCUGCCUGACUUGGGCCGCGCUUGGCAAGGCUGGACUGGACUGACCUUGGUAUCCUGUGAGCAUGCUUGGCAAGGGGCAUCCCGGCUGCAUCUUGGGCAGCCUCUCACACGUAAGCUCCAGCCCGAAACCCCGAGUGCCGUGAGCACGGCCAGCUGGGCUCUCGGCACCCCCAGGACGGGGGCCCUGGCCUAAUACGGAUUUCUCCAGAGUGGAAGGAGCGGCCCCGAAGGAUGUGUCAAACGGCCGUGCAUUCAGAGCCGGGCUGGAGGACGGGAGAGGACUGACCGGGAGGGGCCAGGUGGCCGUUGGCGACGCCGGGCUGGGCUUGGCCGUGGUGAAGAGUGGCUUCCCCCGCUCUUGCAGGGUCACUGCCCUGCUUCCUCCUGCUGUGGCUUCCCCGGCCCCUCCCAGGACCUCGGGGGCCCAGAGGUGCGGGCCCCGCUCACGUCCCCAUACCCAGCUGCCACGCUUCGUUUCAAGAGGCCUCUGGAUCGUCGAAACCAUGUUCCUUUCUAUUGGGUUUAUCACGAAGCCUGACCACAUCAGGCAUCAUGUUUUUUUUUUUUUCAGAGGGAGUAGCUUUAAAGUCAGAAAAAUCUAGCCUCCCAUUGACAUUUCUCUGCCUGAUUAAUUUAUUAAGGAAUCCUACAUCAAGUCUACAAAACCUAAAGCAGGGCCCCCGCCCCCACCCCGGCGACAGGCGACAUGACCGCGUGUGCUUGUCCUCGCCAGCGUUUCCAGGCCCAGAUCUUAUUAUUACUUCUCAUUUAUUAAAGGCUGGCCUGGGGCUGCUGUGGUCUCAGCUGAAGAACAUCCGUGUCCCCUCUUGCCUGCUCUCCAGAUACAGGCCCGGAGAGCUGCCCAGUGGACCAGAACCAUUCUCUUGUGUCUAUUUACUGUGCUUCAACCUGGGUUUCCUUAUCUGAAGAGCGAGAAGUGUACUCUUCGCAAAUAAACCGCGCCAGUUCCGAAGCUGGUAAAUCGCUUUUGUCAGGUCUGUGCUGACCUUCUGGAAAAACAAUCCGCUGGUAUAAGCUCACAGAGGCGGGCUCACCUUGACCUUCCCUUUACCUACGCAGAGAAAACUUUCACUCAUCCAUGAGAAUGUUCUUUACAUUUUUCAGGGGAUCAGCAAGGUGACAGGUGGUUUGCAAAGCCCAACAUGAUUAUUAUUUUUCUAAAUCAUCGUUGUUCCAACUCUAUAGCUUUUUUUCCCUGAUACUCACAUGAUUCCUGUUUAACCAAGCCUCCCACUUCCAUGAGCUAAUAAAAGUGUCACGCAGAUUGUUACAAAGAACUAUUGUUAUUUACAAGUCUGCAUUUUCUGUGAAAUCAAAACAUAAUAAAGUGAAUUUUCAGUGUUGACUUUGUUAUUUUAAACCUGUCACAGUCUUGCCAAACCCUCUGGUGAAAAGAAAUCCCUGCGGGUUAUGGGAACUCUGUCCUUGUCCUCUCUCAGGACUGCUGAUCAAGAAGUGUCCCUCAAGUCUGCAAAGAUUUUCAGGGAAGACAGUUGGCUCACCUUACUGAUAAGUACUCUGGUGAGUCUAUGGGGAAGACUCCUAUUCCUGAUGGAGAAAUUAUUUUCCACACACACUUUCACCCUGUGUUCUCCCCUGGGUGCCAGCUUACCCCCUCUAGGUGCCAGCACGCUUUGGCCGUGUUUAUAAAUCCAGUGUCACUCCACAGCAGCUAGGCCCAGCCCCGUUGACCUCUCCAAAUUCUUACUUUCCAUGUAAGUGCUUGCUUUUGGCUGAAAUGGUAAUUUUUCAGCUUGAUUAGAAACAGACAAGACCCCUUGCUCCUUUCUUGAGAUCUCUGUGUCCUGAUUGUGGGUGCUACUUCUACACUAGUAGAGAAAGCUCAGAACAUGGAAAUAAACUCUCCUCCCGCAAAGAAAAUCCAUCCAACAUCGGCUCCUCCCUGAUGAAUUGUUUUAGGUGACCUGACUGAGCAAGGUGCUGACUCUGCACUCCAGUACCCCCCGGGUGGCCCGAUAGCCAGGUUGCUUGCUGCCCCUCUAGGAUUCCUUUGACCCCUUUAGAAACUCCCAUGCUUGGAGGAUCUUCAGAAGAGGAGGUGACACAUGUGUCUGUGUGUAUUUUUCAAAGAACAUUUUCCCCCCAAAUUUUUGCCCAAACAUUAUCAAUGAGAUUCCCCUAUUCUCUCACCUUUUGAGUGAGAGGACUGUCUACACAUUGUGAGGUCUUUAAAAGCAACCCUGGUCUUUACACACUAGAUGCCAGAGGCACUCUCCUGCUUCCCAGGUGUGACCACCGAAAGUGUCCCCGGACACUGCCAGGUGUUCCUGGUGAGGGAAGGAAGAAGCAAGGUAUAAGAGAAAACCUUUCCAGUUGAGCACCACUGACGUAACAUUUUGGGUCAAGUCCUCUAUUGAAAUGCAAGCCAUAAACACGUCUGCCAUUUUCAAUCUGGAACACUUCACUGGGAGUGAUAAUUGAAUGGGAUUAAGUCUUGGUAUUAGUGCAUCAGACUGACUGGGAAGGGAUCUGUUGGAAUGGGUGAAUCUAGGAACCCCUCGGCAGCAUGGGGCAGAACAAGACAGGCCGACCUGAAGCUCACUGUGUGUCCUGGGAGGUAGGAAAGCACGAGGCUACUGUGUUUUUGCAGAUAAGCCUUACCUGUAGGGAGUCAAAGGAAGGAUGGAAGCUUAGCAAGGAGAAACAAUAGUGUGGUUUCAAAAGCUAGAGGCAAAAAUCUUAGAAACUCAAUUUCAUGAUGCUCACUGGGGAAAAAAAAAAAAAAAA
This is a messenger RNA of Canis lupus familiaris (dog), 6704 nucleotides long. RefSeq names its product Wnt family member 2 (gene WNT2). The record is from RefSeq and is a predicted model, not a curated record. Lineage: Eukaryota; Metazoa; Chordata; Mammalia; Carnivora; Canidae. Gene Ontology annotation, cellular component: extracellular region. The transcript has 5 exons. Gene Ontology annotation, biological process: cell fate commitment; neuron differentiation; canonical Wnt signaling pathway. Bases 108 to 1190 code for a protein of 360 amino acids. Gene Ontology annotation, molecular function: cytokine activity; frizzled binding.